Molecule: messenger RNA, 180 nt
Organism: Aspergillus melleus
Lineage: Eukaryota; Fungi; Ascomycota; Eurotiomycetes; Eurotiales; Aspergillaceae
Exons: 1
Coding region: 1-180 (59 amino acids)
Source: RefSeq, a predicted model, not a curated record
AUGUCUGUGCUGGCUUAUGAGUCUCCUUAUAUGCUUGUAUACAAAUACGUGUACGCCUGCCCCCAGGCUCUGGGCAAGGCCUUGCACGCCUGGAAGCUUCAAUACCUGCUGUAUGGUCUCAGCAUGGAUGGUAACGAGAAUGAACGCCUAGUAUACACCGGGCUACCGUUCGAGCCAUGA